AUGGGUUCUCAUGCUCCAGGUCGAGACUACACGCUACCGAAUGAGAGAGAGAUUGAGCGAAGAUUCAUGCUAGACUGGACCGAACGCGUUGUUCAGCACCAUCUCUCAAGCCUUCGAGUGUUACAGGAGAGAGUCCAACGCUUCGUGGAAGCACAUAAUGAUUCAAUCGCGCAACGUUACCCUCAGUUUCAAGACAGGUGUCGAGGAUUUUCUUCACUUGGCUCUGAAAUGUUUGACAAUUGCUACGGGAUAUUAAGAACAAGGCUCGGUCAACUAGCGGUCCCAUCGCCAUUGAUUGCCCCCGUGGUCCAGUUCCUGACACCCAGCCUGUUAGUGGAAGGGGUAGCAGAGCUCAGAGCCCGAGUACCCACACCCGGCCUCGAGUCGCUACCAGUUCAAGCGCCCCCAUCCUCCGAGACUUUAACGCAGCCAGGUGCAUUGCACGUGGAGGGUAAUGCCAACGAUACAGAUGCACUGGAUGGUGAUAGCUCCGACGAUGAUACUUCUGACGAUCCCGGCUCAGACAGUGCGGACUCGACAUAUGAACCAGAUCAUGAGACACCAAUAGUUUCCAAGCUAAAGGACCAGCGAGCAAACAAACGGCACGUCAGCCCGAACGCUCCGAUAAGCCACCCAAGCAAGAGGCGCAAGUCAACCCAGGGACCACACGUUGAUGCAAUGAUGCAGACUGAUUGUACCAUACGGCUGGAUCAAUGUGAAGAAGGAGAAGCUAUCUUUCGGGUCGCACAUCAUCCGAACACAUUCUUCGUUCUACGAUGCCAGAACCACGAUUGUCCUGAAAGGAUUGCUAAGUUGAACCCUUUCGACAAAUCCCUAGCAUUUGAACAUUUCAACAAACUUCACCCCAAUGGAAAGAGUCGCGGUGAAGCAGAAAUCGCGAUGGAGAACUCUUUGAGGAUCACUGGUCUAAAUAGGGUAAAGACAGACGAACUGAAGAGAAGUGCAUUCAAAUGUCGACUGAGAACCAAGCCGCUAGAAGAUAUCCCAGGUGAUCUAGUCAUGCAGCCUAAGCCCCCACGAACAGUCCUCAUGACUCAGGCUUUGACUAAGCCGAGGACAUUGUCACCUGGGAACCCCAGUGUGACAUCUUUGCCCUUGGUUACGGACCAGCCUUCACGUCUCACAAUGGACGCGUAUGAUCUCCCCAACAGUGGUGAGAAAUCACACUACAAGUGCGGUAAUAGUGCACAACCGCACAGGGAGGGCCUCCCCGCAUCCGUGACCUCUGACCAAAAUCUUAACAAGAUACUUGCUACAGGUAUCAGCGCGUUCGGAGACUUUGGUGGUAGGGAAGAUGGUAGCGGCGAGAUCUUGCCGGGUCGCAUCAUUCCAUCUAUUGAAGAACCUGAGUUCAAUAGUCCGGACUCGUACGCCACCAGCCCGACGGUUCGCACGCCAAGUGUCUCGCCGAUCUAG
Neoarthrinium moseri is the source of this 1437-nucleotide messenger RNA. RefSeq lists its product as uncharacterized. The transcript has 4 exons. Bases 1 to 1437 code for a protein of 478 amino acids. The record is from RefSeq and is a predicted model, not a curated record. NCBI's taxonomy places the organism in Eukaryota, Fungi, Ascomycota, Sordariomycetes, Amphisphaeriales, Apiosporaceae.